Molecule: messenger RNA, 4121 nt
Organism: Rhineura floridana
Lineage: Eukaryota; Metazoa; Chordata; Lepidosauria; Squamata; Rhineuridae
Gene: C1R
Product: complement C1r
Exons: 11
Coding region: 175-2331 (718 amino acids)
Biological process (GO): complement activation; zymogen activation
Cellular component (GO): blood microparticle; extracellular region
Molecular function (GO): calcium ion binding; serine-type endopeptidase activity
Source: RefSeq, a predicted model, not a curated record
UGACUUUAGAAACCAUCUCUUUCUCUCUUCCCUCCCUCUCAGCAUGGUCUGUCCUCCCAACUUCACUGAAUCACAGAGCUAACAAGUUUAAGAGUUUAUUGAAAUCUGUUUGCAACUCCCAAGCACGGACCACAAGAGCUGGAGGGAGCAAGAGAUUAAGUCAAGCCUACGAACAUGUUCCCCCCACUCCUCCUCCUGCAGGGAGCUUUCCUCUUUGGAGCGGUCUGUUCCAUGCCAACCUCAAAGAAGCUUUUUGGAGAGAUCAAGUCCCCCAAUUACCCUAAACCGUACCCAGACAACAACAUCAGUACUUGGGGCAUUUCUGUGCCAAAGGGCUUCAAAGUGAAGUUGAAUUUCUGGCAGUUUGAUCUGGAACCGUCCGAGGCCUGCAUGUACGACUAUGUCAAGAUCACAGCCAACAAGAAAGACUUAGGCCGGUACUGUGGCCAGCAGGGCUCAACCACUGGCAACCACCCUGGAGGCAAAGAGCUUUUGUCCACCGGGAACCAUAUGCGGCUAUUGUUCCACUCUGACUUCUCCAAUGAGGAAAAUGGUGCCAAUAUCUUUUACAAGGGUUUCUUGGCUUAUUAUCAAGCCGUGGAUUUGGAUGAGUGUGCCCUUGGAAAUGACCUUGAAGAUGGACCACCUCAGUGCCAGCACUUCUGCCACAACUAUGUAGGAGGCUACUUCUGCUCUUGCCAGCCUGGCUACCGUCUCCAGAGUGACCGACACUCCUGUCAAGUGGAUUGCAGCAACGAACUGUUCACAGAGCCCUCUGGGUAUCUGUCAAGCCCUGGAUAUCCUCAGCCCUACCCAGCUGACAUGCAGUGUAACUAUAGCAUACGAGUAGAGACAGGACUACUCAUCACUCUCAAGUUCUUGGAGCCUUUUGAAAUUGAUGAUCACCAGCAAGUUCACUGUCCUUAUGACCAGCUCAAGAUCCAGGUUGGGAGAGAAGAGAUUGGUGAGUUCUGUGGCACAGUGUCUCCAGGAAGCAUCGAAACCAAAGGCUCUUCAGUGGAUAUUCUUUUCCACACAGAUGAUUCUGGAUAUAGCCGUGGGUGGAAGAUCCGGUACAGCACAGAAAGAAUCUCUUGUCCACAGCCUGUGCCAAAUGAUGAAUUCACCAUCAUCAGAGACUUACAGCCUAUAUAUCGAUACCAGGACUACUUCAUUGUCACCUGCACGACUGGAUAUAAGCUGAUGGAGGGUGACAAGAAACUGGCAUCCUUCACCUCCGUCUGCCAAGAUGAUGGUACCUGGCACCGCCCUAUGCCUCAGUGUGAAAUUGUGAACUGUGGUGGACCUAAAAUCCUGGACAAUGGGGCCUUUGAUUAUGGGACUGAGCCAAGAAUUAACAACUACCUGUCAGUUGUAACGUAUCGCUGCAAUGAACCCUAUUACCGCCUGCUCAAUAAGGGGGGAGUUACAUAUACCUGCUCGGCUCAGGGGUCUUGGAAGGAUCAGGAUGACCACGAGGACAUCCCGGUGUGCUUGCCAGUAUGUGGAAGGCCAGACAAUCCAAUUGCAGAGAUCCAGCGGAUUAUUGAUGGCAGAGACGCCCCACGGGGCAGCUUCCCAUGGCAAGCAAAAACAUUUGUCUACGGGCGUGGAGGUGGGGCAUUGCUGGGCGACCGCUGGAUCCUGACAGCAGCUCACACGUUGUACCCAAAGGGGCAAGAAGAAUCUGAGAAGGCAGAGAGCCCCGAGCAGGUGAUAGAGAAGGCUCGAGUCUUCUUGGGCCACACAGAGGUGAAUGAGAUCAUCAGGCUGGGCAAUCAGCCUGUCCGCAGGCUGUUUGUGCAUGCAGACUAUAAUCCUGAUAACGAGGAGAACUUUGAUGGGGACAUUGCACUUAUUGAGCUGCAGGACCCGGUGACCCUUGGCCGUGACAUGCUGCCUAUUUGUCUCCCAGACCCUGGGAACGACACCUUCUAUGUUCAAGGAUGGAUGGGGUAUGCCAGUGGCUUUGGAGUAGAGAAGAACAUCCUUGCCAGCAGACUAAGAUACGCACCAAUCCCGGUAGCCAGACAGUCGCACUGUCAAGAGUGGUUGAAAGGGAAGAAGAUCAGUGAUAAGGACCCUGUCUUCACCGCCAACAUGUUUUGUGCAGGUUCCCCUCAUGAAGGAAAAGAUACUUGUCAGGGUGACAGUGGGGGGGCUUUUGCUGUGCGUGACCCAGAGAAUGGGCGCUGGGUGGUUACAGGCAUUGUGUCUUGGGGCAUUGGUUGUGGCAAAGGGUACGGCUUUUACACCAAAGUCAUCAACUACCUGGACUGGAUCAAGGGCAUAGUGGGCAAGGACUGGGCCUCAAUGCAAGUGUCUUAUUAACAUAUAGGAAUGUAAACAUAAAUUGCGAUUUCGUUCAUGAAAGCUACUGUUCAUUUUUUGAAAGAAAUUCCAUUGAUAACUUCUUUUGUUUUCUAACCCCCCACCCCCAAGAAAUUUGACCUUAACUUACGGUCUCAGCAGUUAAAAUCCUCUCUAUUAAUCAAUCUAAGGUUUAGUUGACUCAAUGGCCUUGUAGGCCCCUUCCAACCCUACUAUUCUAUGAUUCUAUGGUAUGUACCAAUUAAACCAAUAAUGGCAUGUUUGAACCCAUGCAAAUCCAAAAGAUUUCUGUAUAACUACUGCAAUGGGCAGAUAAAAAUUAUUCUAUAUCCCUGUGCUGCUAUCUAUCAUCAGGAAGAAUGUUAGUUCCUUGUGGUUAAUAAGAAACUUGACAACUGAACAAGUCAGUGGAUCAAACUAUGUCAGGCAAGGAUGGCUUUCACCAGGGAUGGCCAUGGGUAGGAUUCUUGGGAGCAACUCCAUUCUCCAGAAAGUGGUCCAGGAGCGUGAAUCUAACAUCCUCUCCCACCCAAGUUCUCAGGCUUAUCUUAAAUACAGUAAUUGCCACCAGCAGUGAAGGUUUUACAAUAGUGUUGCCAACUGAUGAGGAAAAAAAUGGCUGACCUGCUUAUUCUACCUGUAGCAGGAAAGUGACCCACAGAAAUUAGCAGCUGAAACUUUUCACAGCUUGGAGGAAAUAAUUCCCCACUAAUGUUGGCACAUCAAGCUACAUAGGCACAGCUACAGUAGCUAGAUCAAAUGUCAUCAUGUCAGAGGAGUAACACAGUUUAUUGACUUCUUUAGAGAUCCUCUUUUGUCUACAAUAAAUGAACAGGACAACAGCUAGUCAUUACGAGCUUGCCUCUUAAAGGUGCUACAGAGUCACACUUCCCUCCUCAGCCUUGCCCUGCUGCACCAGGAACAAUGAACAGCUUAGACGACCUUGCUUGUCCUACUCUAAAUCUUCAGCUAACCCAGCAAAAGAAUUCAGGAAGAGGCUGAUGACUGAUGGUCAACUGUUCCUUGUCAGGGCAAUUUGACUCCCAGGGACCUCUCUUUCCCUAAACCAGUCAUGCUGGUACUGUAGUCCAAACAAUCUGGAGGGCACCGAGUUGGGGAAAGCUGCCCUAAACCAAACCCUCUUCUUCCUCUAACUUUUGGUUCUGGUAGCUCGCAUUUGCUCCUGUUGAGCCUCAGCUAACCCAGAAUGGACAGGGAGGGGGGAGGCAUGAGUUUCAGGCGCCUCCGCUGCCAGAGGAAGCAGAGUUGGGAAUUGUUGAGUCUGAGCAGGACCUUGCGGGAGGGGGUCAGCCUGCACACCAGCCCGUUCCCACAGGUAUCACACUCUCCAAAGAACAGAGCGCGCCGCCCUCAGCUGAUGCAGAAGACUUGUUGGGGGAGCUCCAGAGGCAGUGCCGGCUCCUUCCUUGCCAAGCAGUUCCCAGGAGGAUACCAGUGUGGCACAGCCCCCUGAUCUUGAGCCUGUUGCUCAGGAGCAGGUGUCUUCCGAUGAGCCGUUGGAAACACGCCCCUUGUCCCCUCGCUCCUGCAGCCGCGAGAAAUGGAGAGGGCAAAGACAGGAAUUACGAAGGAGUCAGAGAUUACGUUCGAAAAUGUUCCCUUCUUAAGCUUGCCGCUUACAGUGGGGAGUUGUUGAGUCAACUUCCUUCACACGCUGCAGAGCAUGUCUAGAGUGUAGUUAGGGAUUCUAGUGAGUUAGCGCAGGGUUUUCUAUGAAGCGCAAUGCCUUUGAUGUAUCCAUUACUCUAAUAAAACGAGAUUUACUUGCA